CUUUUUGAAAGUUUUCAACUUUUCACGUUCCUCUGUCUUCUUGAGCGUUGGUUUCCAUGAAGGAUGCUAGACAGAGAAACGGAGAAGUAGAGGCCUCCGAGAAGAAAGAAGCAGAGGCAGAAGCAGCGCAUGAAAACGGGCGUGUCUCCGACGUUGUAUUGGGUUUGGACGGUGGAGCCACCUCCACCGUCUGUGUGUGCAUGCCAUUGCUCCCCUUUUCCGACCACGACCUCGCAGACCCUCCCCCCGUUCUCGCACGGGCCGUCGCCGGUUGCUCCAACCACAAUAGCGUCGGAGAGACCGCUUCCAAAAAUACAUUGGAACAGGUUAUGGCUGAAACCCUCUGUAAAUCGGGUUCAACUUGGUCUGCUGUUCGUGCUGUUUGUUUAGGUGUUUCUGGUGUUAACCAUCCAAGGGAUCAGGAAAGAAUACUAAAGUGGCUAAGGGAUAUAUUCCCUAGCCAUGUAAAGCUAUAUGUUCACAAUGAUGCCCUAGCAGCUCUGGCCAGUGGGACCAUGGGAAAGCUUCAUGGAUGUGUUUUAAUUGCUGGUACAGGAUGCAUUUCUUAUGGUUUUUCUAAAGAUGGUAGAGAAGCACGAGCUGCAGGUGCAGGACCUCUUUUAGGUGAUUGGGGAAGUGGCUAUGGGAUUGCUGCACAGGCAUUAUCAGCAGUAGUGAAGGCUCAUGAUGGUCGUGGUCAACAGACGAUGCUUACAGAUACUAUUUUGAAGGCUCUUGGCCUUUCUUCUCCUGAUGAAUUGAUAGGGUGGACUUAUGCCGAUCCAUCUUGGGCACGCAUUGCAGCACUUGUUCCAGAAGUGGUGUCUUGCGCCGAAGCAGGUGAUCAAAUUGCAAAUAAGAUACUGGUUGAAGCAGUCCAGGAACUGGCUGUGUGUGUGAAAGCUGUUGCUCGAAGACUUUGCUUGUGUGGUGAAGAUGGAAAUGGCUCUUUCCCAAUUGUAAUGGUUGGUGGUGUGCUUGAAGGUAACAAAAGUUGGGAUAUUGGAAAAGAAGUUAUUAAUUGCAUUCAUAAACAAUACCCGGAGGCUUAUCCAAUUAGACCAAAGGUAGAGCCUGCCGUUGGGGCAGCUUUGCUGGCCAUGAAUUUCUUGCUGAAAGAAUCAGAAAGGCACCAUAAUAGCUGACAAAGGAGUUCCUUCAACUGUUUUACUGCAAUAGAUAUUCAAAGAAUAUUGUUCUUGUCAGUGAUUCUUUUGUGUGUUGGCUUGUUGCAAAAGAUACUGUGGAACUCUAUACCGCUUACAGAAGAUGAAAAGAUAAUUGGUAUGAAUAUACAAUAUGUAAAAUGCACCAGAAUUGAUCCUGAUGGUUUAUUUCUUUCUAUUACACGUAUAAUUAGCGAGCUUCUUAA
Carya illinoinensis is the source of this 1372-nucleotide messenger RNA. Its product is annotated as N-acetyl-D-glucosamine kinase-like. The transcript is spliced from 7 exons. NCBI's taxonomy places the organism in Eukaryota, Viridiplantae, Streptophyta, Magnoliopsida, Fagales, Juglandaceae. The record is from RefSeq and is a predicted model, not a curated record. Bases 57 to 1145 code for a protein of 362 amino acids.